This is a messenger RNA of Varanus komodoensis (Komodo dragon), 1636 nucleotides long. RefSeq names its product mitochondrial transcription termination factor 2 (gene MTERF2). Bases 220 to 1392 code for a protein of 390 amino acids. Gene Ontology annotation, cellular component: mitochondrial matrix. The record is from RefSeq and is a predicted model, not a curated record. Gene Ontology annotation, biological process: termination of mitochondrial transcription; regulation of DNA-templated transcription. Gene Ontology annotation, molecular function: double-stranded DNA binding. The transcript has 2 exons. NCBI's taxonomy places the organism in Eukaryota, Metazoa, Chordata, Lepidosauria, Squamata, Varanidae.
GUCAUCCGCAGCAGUCAUGGAGCUUCUGGGAGGAUCCGCGCUGGGGAGGCGAGCCAGGGCGAGGUCCUUCGCCGAGAAGAACAAAUCGUGCUAACCUUGAAGUGGCGGGUCCGGGGCGCUGCAGGGCGAGAGAUGGUCAUCCUGCAGCUUCGGUCAUGAUAUGAGGGGCUGAGUGCUUAACUUGGCCUUUUCCAAUAUAGUUCUGAAUCACAAAACAAAAUGGCUGCCAUUACUCCACAUCUCUCUAUGCAUAUCUUUGCUAAAUCUCAGCCUUGCAUUAUGUUGCCAGCCCUUUCAUCUUCUUGGAAUCAAAGAAAGAACAACUUUUUACAGCAUUUCAGAUAUACAACUGAUGUAAUUUCAGAGGAGAACAAGAUAACUGUAAAAAGUCUCUCUGAGUUAUCUGUGGAUGUCAGGAAGAUCCGUAGGCUGAAGCCAUGGGUGCUCUCAAAAGAGAUGACGUAUGUCAAAGAAACAGCCAAGAUUUUGCAAGAAAUGGGAGCUGAUGGGAGUUCUGUGGCAUAUAUUUUUGAACACUGUCCUGAGGCAAUUCUUUGUAGUCCUACAGAUAUCAGGUAUCAGUGGGACUUGUGGUUAUCGGUUUGUCAAAAUGAGAAACAGUUAGUAGAAUUAAUAAAACGGUUCCCAGACUCUUUUUUUACAUUUGAACACUACAACAAUCAGAAAGCCAAUAUUAGAUUCUUUAAAGAUCUGGGACUGAAGAAUACAAUUAUCAGCAGGUUCCUAACGAGUGCAUCAAGUAUUUUUUACAGUCCUGUUGCAAAGAACAAGCAUAUGAUAGAAAUCCUGCAAACUAACUAUAUAGAACUAGGUGGUUCACCAGAGAAUAUGAAAAACUGGCUACUAAAAUUGCUAAGUCAAAAUCCAUUUAUUUUGUUAAGCACACCUGGCACUUUUCAAGAGAACCUGGGAUUUCUUAAGAAGAAAUUUACUGAUUCUGAAGUUUUAAGUCUGCUCUCAAAGCUCAAAGGAUUUAUUUUUCAACUCAACCCUAGCAAGAUGCAAAACAGCCUGUCAUUCUCAAGGAAUAUCUUCAAGUGUAGUGAUCAAGAAUUGAAAGAGCUAAUAAUAAGAUGCCCUGCCCUUCUCUACUAUGCAGCUCCAGUUCUGGAAGAAAGAUUAGAACAACUAUUUAAACUGGGAAUUUCUGUAGACCAAAUAAAAGAGACACCUGCAGUGUUAGAACUCUCAACUGAAAUCGUGCAAUACAGAUGCAAAAAAUUGGAUGCUAUUGGAUACAGUCUAAAAGAUGGAACUCUAGAAUAUUUGAAUGGGACAAAAAAAGAUUUUGAAGCUACUUACGGGAAAUUGCAAGCAAAAAGGGAGAGACCAAUAUUUAAUCCAGUUGCUCCUUUGAAUAUUGAUGAAUAAUUUCCGGACCAUGCUUAAACAAUGCUCUAGGGAAGUCAGGGAAGAGAGGGGAAAGGUAUUCUCCAUUCACAGCAGAAGUAAGUUGGACCUAACUGGUACUCAAAGUGCAUUUUUAUGCAGGGCUUGUUUGCUUGCUUGAUUGGACACCAGCUUUUGAUGAACUCUUAAAGAUGUUGGCAUUAGCAACAUUGCUAAUACCAGCUGUAUUGUAUCAACAAACAGAAAAUAAAGCAGUUGAAUUUCA